AUGCUGGUGAGUUCUAGACGUUCUUCAGUGUUCGAUGGACUACCGAAUCUAUAUCUAUACGAACUUUAUUAUUAUCUCGCACCAAGUACAGUCCGCGGGCUGUGGGCUGAGUUUCAACUUGAAUCAGCUCUUGAUGAUCAUCGGAUCCAUAGUAAUCCUCGUACUACUCUUCCUGGUGAUUAUAGUGAUCGCGCUGGCCUUCGUGACCCUCCUGGUUGUGAUGAACUGGAUGUGCAAAUACUACUGCUGUACGUGAAGAUGAACAACUUAUACGUGUCUCUGGGCCAGAUAUUACUUAUAGUGGGCAGUCUGGUGGUUCUGGGCUUAUUAUUUACAGUGGUCCGCAGCAUCAUGGACGAAAAGACGUGA
Messenger RNA from Leptosia nina, 369 nucleotides. NCBI's taxonomy places the organism in Eukaryota, Metazoa, Arthropoda, Insecta, Lepidoptera, Pieridae. The record is from the annotation of a GenBank genome assembly.